This is a messenger RNA of Felis catus (domestic cat), 2937 nucleotides long. It is a transcript of the gene REPS1, whose product is annotated as RALBP1 associated Eps domain containing 1. NCBI's taxonomy places the organism in Eukaryota, Metazoa, Chordata, Mammalia, Carnivora, Felidae. The transcript is spliced from 20 exons. Bases 361 to 2748 code for a protein of 795 amino acids. Gene Ontology annotation, molecular function: calcium ion binding; protein binding. Gene Ontology annotation, cellular component: plasma membrane; cytoplasm. The record is from RefSeq and is a predicted model, not a curated record. Gene Ontology annotation, biological process: endosomal transport; endocytosis.
CGCGGCGGGGGCGGUGGCGGAGUCCGCCUGUGCCUCGCGCCGCGGCGGCCCCCGCCUCCUUUCCCCGCGCCCUCCCCGCGGCCGCCGAGCCGGAGCCGGAGCCGGAGCCGCGCCGAGCCCGGGACUGCGCGGGGCCUCGCAGGCGGCGGCGCGCCGAGCCCAGCCGGGCCCCCUCCUCGCGACCUCCCGGCCCUGUUGCUCGGGCGCCCCCCGCGCGCGUGAGGCCAGGGCUGGGGCUCCCCGCGGCUUUGCGGGGCGAGGAGGAAGCCGGGCCGCGCACAGCCCCCGCCGUCCCGGGGUCGUGGGGCCGGGCUCCGGGUGUUGCAUGCGGGGCGGGGCGGCCGUGAGCCGGAGGCGAAGAUGGAAGGCUUGACGCUGAGCGAUGCGGAGCAGAAAUACUACUCGGAUCUCUUCUCCUACUGCGACAUCGAGAGCACCAAGAAGGUGGCGGCCAACGGGCGGGUGCUGGAGCUAUUCCGGGCCGCGCAGCUGCCCAACGACGUGGUCCUCCAGAUUAUGGAGCUUUGUGGUGCAACGAGGCUUGGUUAUUUUGGAAGAAGUCAGUUCUACAUUGCUUUGAAACUUGUAGCUGUUGCCCAGUCUGGUUUCCCUUUAAGAGUGGAAAGUAUAAAUACAGUGAAGGACCUUCCUCUGCCGAGAUUUGUUGCUUCAAAGAAUGAACAGGAAUCUCGCCAUGCAGCCUCAUAUUCUUCAGAUUCUGAAAAUCAAGGGUCUUAUUCUGGUGUAAUUCCCCCACCACCUGGCAGGGGGCAAGUGAAAAAGGGAUCUGUAAGCCAUGACCCUGUCCAGCCUCGUACGUCUGCAGAUCAGCAGGAACCUGCAUCCCCAGUCGUUUCACCACAGCAGUCCCCACCAACUUCUCCACACACAUGGAGGAAGCACAACCGUCACCCCAGUGGGGGAAAUAGCGAGAGGCCACUUACAGGACCUGGGCCAUUUUGGUCUCCCUUUGGUGAAGCUCAAUCAGGUUCUUCUGCGGGUGACGCAGUGUGGUCAGGGCACUCUCCACCUCCACCACAAGAAAACUGGGUCAGUUUUGCAGAUACUCCACCAACCAGUACUCUUUUAACCAUGCAUCCUGCUUCUGUCCAGGACCAGACAACAGUACGAACUGUAGCAUCAGCUACAACUGCCAAUGAAAUUCGUAGGCAAUCCAGUAGUUAUGAUGAUCCUUGGAAAAUAACAGAUGAACAAAGACAGUAUUAUGUAAAUCAAUUUAAAACCAUUCAGCCUGAUCUAAACGGAUUUAUUCCAGGAUCUGCAGCUAAAGAGUUUUUUACAAAAUCAAAACUUCCUAUUCUUGAACUUUCUCACAUUUGGGAACUUUCAGACUUUGAUAAAGAUGGAGCAUUGACACUGGAUGAGUUUUGUGCUGCUUUUCAUCUGGUAGUUGCUCGGAAGAAUGGCUAUGACUUACCAGAAAAACUCCCUGAAAGCUUAAUGCCCAAACUGAUUGAUUUGGAAGACUCAGCAGACGUUGGGGAUCAGCCAGGUGAGGUAGGUUAUUCAGGCUCUCCUGCAGAAGCACCUCCAAGCAAGUCGCCGUCAAUGCCGUCACUAAACCAGACUUGGCCUGAGUUGAAUCAGAGCAGUGAGCAGUGGGAGACAUUUAGUGAACGCUCUUCAAGCUCACAAACUCUGACCCAAUUUGAUUCUAACAUUGCACCAGCUGAUCCUGACACCGCUAUCGUGCAUCCGGUUCCCAUCCGCAUGACUCCGAGCAAGAUCCACAUGCAGGAGAUGGAGCUGAAAAGAACCGGCAGCGAUCAUACUAAUCCCACUAGCCCAUUACUUGUGAAAACGUCUGACCUGUCAGAGGAAAGUAAGAUAAAUUCAUCGGUGAAAUUUGCUUCUGGAAAUACUGUAGAUGGGUACAGUAGUUCAGACUCUUUUACUUCGGACCCAGAACAGCUUGGAAACAAUGUAACUCAUCAAAGGUCUCAUUCUGGAACGUCGCCUGAUAACACUGCACCACCGCCUCCCCCUCCAAGGCCUCAGCCUUCUCAUUCUAGAUCAUCAUCUUUAGAUAUGAAUCGGACCUUUGCAGUCACCACAGGACAACAACAGGCUGGGGUUGUUGCCCACCCUCCUGCAGUGCCUCCAAGGCCACAGCCCUCACAGGCUCCUGGUCCCGUUGUGCAUCGCCCAGUGGAUGCCGAUGGCCUAAUAACUCACACUAGUACCUCACCUCAGCAGAUACCAGAACAACCAAAUUUUGCAGAUUUCAGCCAGUUUGAAGUAUUUGCUGCAUCAAACGUAAAUGAAGAACAAGAGGAUGAAGCCGAGAAACAUGCAGAGGUCUUACCGGUUGAAAAAGCUUCUGAUCCUGCAAGUUCUCUUCGAGUUGCCAAAACAGAUAGUAAAAUUGAAGAGAAGACAGCUGCUAGUGCUCCUGCCAAUGUGAGCAAAGGCACAACACCCCUUGCGCCACCACCUAAACCUGUUCGCAGAAGAUUAAAAUCAGAAGAUGAAUUAAGGCCAGAAGUUGAUGAACAUACACAAAAGACCGGUGUCUUAGCUGCUGUUCUUGCAUCCCAGCCUUCUAUUCCUAGGUCUGUUGGGAAAGAUAAGAAAGCAAUUCAGGCAUCAAUUAGACGCAAUAAGGAAACCAACACAGUUUUGGCCAGAUUGAACAGUGAAUUGCAGCAACAAUUAAAGGAUGUUCUUGAGGAGAGAAUUUCUCUGGAAGUUCAACUGGAACAACUUCGACCGUUCUCUCACCUAUAAGCCAAUUGCCGUUAACUGUGAACAUACCCAUUUUUAAGCAGUUCUGGGUCCAAGCCAAUUUGGAGACCCAGACAGUCAGCUCACUGCUUAAUUCAACAUUGAAUUUUAUGAUUCUGUUUUGCCCUAUAUGUUCACCUGUAUUUAAGUAUCUUUUAUUUUUUAAUUUCAACAAUAAAAGGGUCAGGAUGA